GCAGCAUCGCCAAAGUAUAUAUUGAAGGGGUAUUUUUCAACAGCUAAAGAAAAAAUGAGCAUAGCUUUUAGAGAGGUUUUUAAAGAAUUUAGCACAGUCACUAAUGACAACAGUAGUUUGAUCAGAAAAGAUAGAAUUUCAGAUGCUUUCCAUCUAGGUGAGAAAUUGCUCUUAUCAAGCAACAAUAUGAGACCAAAGUCUAGAUCAAAAACAUCAUUGGGAAGCUGUGAACUUUUUAGAGUUUCGCCUGAAUGGAGACUUCAGUAUUCAAAUUCAGCUUCAGCCAAAAUAAUUAGGCAUACUACAGGAGAUGUCUUGAUGAAAGGUCAGUUGGAAAUCCCAAGUUCAAUUUCAACCAAGGAUAUUAAAAAUGACUUGAACAGUAAUGCUUUGGAUAAACCAGAAGCUUUAAAUGAAGCGCUAAAAAAAGGCAGAAGAUCAAGAAAAAGAAAUUGCUCAAAUGGUAAAAAUAAAAAAGGCAAACAUGGAUGCCUGCUUACUGCAGCAACUGGUUUACAUGACAAAACAUCAUCUGUACAUAGCCGGCAGAUUUUAACUAAUACUCAGCAUGAAAAACCAAGCCGUAUAUCAAGCGAGCCACCCAGUAAGGUUUCACAAGGUUCUGUUUUGUCAAACACUCAGCAAGAUCCAGGAAAUGGUUUGGCACAAAAACGUGUAUAUAAUGUACCCUUUUCUAAUAAAAAAAUGCACGAUAUAUAUCCUAUUCGUGUAGCUAGUGCUAAAACUAACUCAAGUUCACUGCCUUCAACUCACUAUAUACAUGGUAAUUUAACUUGCAAUCCAAUUGUAAAUAACCUUAACUCUGCUAGUUGUUUAGAAUCUGCAGACCAGCCUGUAAUGAUAUAUAAACUAGAUAUAAAUAAAAGAGUGAAAUCAGCAUCAAGCUUAAAGUUGGAUGUAGCAAAUAAACCUAGUAAAGAGAAGGAUGACACUGAAGUUGUAUUCAAAAACAGUGAAGAAAUAUCUGUGAAUGCCGUCUCAUGUAACUUACAGCUGUCACACAAGCUAAACAAAUCUGUAAUAAAAUACCAGCAAAAGAAUUUAUAUUCAACCCAAGGGCUUUCAGCAGACUCUGUCUCAAAAGAAGCUGUUUUGACAUCUAUUUAUGGUGCAGUUUAUCAUACGGCUGACAAGGUGUCUGCUCAGGCAGAAGAACUAAAAAAAGUGAAGAAGAUAUUUUUGUCUGAGAAGCAGUCCGGUACUAUAAGAGAGAGUGGUAUGGAAUUUCCAUGUGCACCCCCAGCCACACCCACACCAGAUUUGCUUAGGAAGCAUGAAUAUGUUCCAAGUAUGAGUGAUAUUAGGUCUCAGAGGGCUGUAAAGAGCCGGUUGCAAGUGAUGGAGAAAGAAGCUCUCAAAAAACAAGAAAAGCAAAAAGAGGCCAAUGCUAAACUAGAAAAACAACAACUGAAAGACAAAGAAAAACAGAUGAAGGCUAAACAAAGGAAAGAGAUAUAUGCAUUGAACAAAAUUAUGACAGAGCUGGAAAACAAAAGAUUCAUGGACUUUUGUCAAGCAAAAGGAUUGAAUAAAUUAUAACAGCAAUUUUCAAAUUACAAAGAUUAUUAGGAGUUUAUUUGUAACAUUAUUCCAUAAGGCUGUCAGCCCAUCAUGGCAUAGCAAGCAUACACAAAAAUAAGACAGUGAAAACAUAUACAUAAUUACACUGAGCUUAAUUUGGAGAAGGUCAGACAAUCAGUUUUUACAAACUUUUUCAUUUAACAUCAUUUAAUCCUCUCACAAUGUUUCUGUUAAUUACAUGGACUAUAAGUUAUAAUAUUAAAACUGCUUUAGCAAGUUAAUUUUGUUACAGAAAAAAAAAAUGUUCUGCUUCUACAUGGUAAAAUAAUUUUGUUUUCAAUGCUGAAGCAAUGAAAAUUGUUAAAAUCGGUUUCAAUGGGAAAUACCUAGACUGGCUCCCAUCCCUAUGUUUGUUCUUAUUUUAUACAUAUAUAUGUUUUUUAGUUAAGAGGGAAGUAACUCCAGCAGGUUGUUUCUACAUUGACUUUUUUUAUUGCCCCUGGCUCCGAACAUAGGAUGAACAUGUAUGGUUCAGCCAUCAGAUAAAAUGUGCUAUUUUAGAGGCUUAAGAUUUUCUUAUUUUUUUUUAUUUUGCUUGCAGUAUUUAUAUAAAAAAUAACCAUGCAGCCAGGGAAACAGGCUAGGAAAUACCUUGAAGCCUCUAACUGUUGUCUGUGGUGGGGGGGGGGGGGCAUAAAAAUACUACUACUGGCAUAGAACAGCUAUACAGUUACUGGAACAGACCCAGAGAGAGAGAGUAGAAACUACUCGCACCCUAGGUAGCUUCAGAGGUGAUGGCCAGUUUACCAGCAUGCAAUCAAUAAAAAGCAAUAAAUCACUUGUAACAAUACUGAUAAGCUAAGGCCAGAGUUUCCUUGAUGCAGGAAUUAAUGAAUAACAUAAUUUAAAAUGAUAGUGUGCUGUUUAUAUAGACUUACAAAGUCUGUUGAGAUCAAAUAGUCUGUAAGGACUGAUGCCAGUCUACUGUUUAUAGUGAAGGCAUGUGCAUUUUACUGCAUGUCUUUUAAAUUUGCCCAUAUUUUUCAGGAAACUUGAUAUAUGGAUAUAAGACAUCCACGUUAAUCAAUUUUGUGCAAAAAUUAGUUAAAAACUAUGACAAUAAAAUGGGUCCUAUCAUUAGAAUAUAAUUCAAAGCACAGAAUAAAUUCCAUGAGGAAAUUUUAUAAUAAGAAGACUAUAUUGAAAAUACCUGUAGAUGCUAUUUAAUUUUCUAACUAUAUGCUUGCCUGUCCAUCAGUCAAAUAAGGUAGAACUUGCUACGACUUUAUAAAAAAAAAAACUGUUUUAUAAAUAGAUGGCAGUCUGAAGAAUAUGCUUAUCCUUAUAUUUCAUCCAUACUGGUUGAGAACCCGUUUCCGGACAGGACCAGUUUCCGGACACAUGUAAUAUCCGCUUUAUUUCGUUGUUAUUCAUGUAAUUGUUUUAUCUAGAUCAUUUAGAUGUUUGUUCUUCAUGUCUACAACAAAUCACUAUUUUAUAAGGCUGUAUAAUGUUUGGGUUUUGGAUGAUAACUAACCUGCAUUUACAAAACAACUUUCUGUCUUAACGGGGCAUGAAGAUAGCAUUGCGCAUGCGCAGUAGUUCACACAUGCCGAGGUAUCAAGUGGGGAAGAAAUAAUCAAACUACAUAAUGAUUGUCUGGUGAUAACAUGUUCUACUUUUAAUUUCACGCUAAAAGUUACGUAAGAUGCAGGGCUGUCGAUUUUUGCACUAAUUUUAUUCUAUAUCUAUUGGAAUUAUCAAGAAUUCGUAUAAGACGAAAUUCGAGUUUUUUAUAGUCAACCUCGGUUUGCUUUCGUAGCUGCUAUUGAACGUCGGUAUAUGUUUCAUGUGCAAAUUUGAAGAGUUGAAUGAUAAAAAGAGGUGUAGAAAUAGUUUAAUUACUUAUUUUGAUAUCAAAUUAACAACAAAACACCGUCAAAAUAUUUGUCCGGAUACUGGUUUACCUGACGGGAAAAAUAACUUAUUUUAGUGACCCCAUUUGAGGCCCCAUGGAACCUAUAUUUUACAUCACAACACGAUGCUGAUUACAACAUCGGAUGUGGAAGGAGCUGAAGUUUGUGCUGUGUGGGCUUCAUUUAUUUCAAAUAUUUUUUUAGGGAAUAAUGGAGCCGAAAUAUGAAAAUGUGUCCGGAAAAUGGUUCCCAACCAGUAUAUUAAGUAUGUCUGUGUGUCUGUCAUUUACUGAAGACGGAAUCUGUAAUAGCAUGUCCUUGAAAUGGCUAAAAGAACCAUUUUCAGAUUGAACCUGAUCUUGUUUAAAUUAUGCAUGCCGAUGUACCAUGUACAGGUUUUUAAUAAAAUUUUAUUCAGUUC
Molecule: messenger RNA, 3879 nt
Organism: Mercenaria mercenaria
Lineage: Eukaryota; Metazoa; Mollusca; Bivalvia; Venerida; Veneridae
Exons: 5
Coding region: 55-1560 (501 amino acids)
Biological process (GO): protein secretion; negative regulation of protein ubiquitination
Cellular component (GO): apical part of cell
Source: RefSeq, a predicted model, not a curated record